Molecule: messenger RNA, 4749 nt
Organism: Caenorhabditis auriculariae
Lineage: Eukaryota; Metazoa; Nematoda; Chromadorea; Rhabditida; Rhabditidae
Source: the annotation of a GenBank genome assembly
AUGCCUGAAGCCUCCUACCAAAGUCUCGACCUCAGGCUCCACUGCACUCUGGAGCUUGAGGUCGAGGCCUCCGACUCGGACUCCACAGCAUGCCUGUAGAUUCUGAGGCUGAGAUUUCUGGCUUGGGCCUUUCAGGCCCGAGCUGGAGACUUCGCCUCAGGCUUCAUAGGACUGUGGAGUCUGAAGGGGGUCCCGAGUGGCAACAGGAGCCUCGAGAGGAGAGUCCGGCAGCGGCUCUGACCCUGCCGGAAAAAAACCAGGUACAAAAGGGGAAGGAGAACACUUUAUUCAAAAUCAUGGUUCAGAGUGUCCGGUUCGAUGCCGCCCUCGGAGUACGACGUCGUCCGGCAUCCAUCCCGGCUCGCGUCUCGACCGGCAUCCAUCCCGUCACAUCAUUCGACCUGAAAACCUCCUCCCCAUUAGUCCCUUCCUCUCUUGUUCUGAAACCGUCCCAAACGGUUGCUACCCGGAUGUCUUUUCCGAAUGGCCCAAGGCCAACUUCUCUUUUUUUGCAAAGGCCUGGCUGCAUGACCGUCUUGGCUGAAAUCUUCCGAAUAAAGAGUCAUUUUUUUUUUUGCGAAGUCACACAUGAAAGCCAAGAGAAGCUCUUCAAACAAGCUGAAUGGCAAAGGGUCCUUUACUUCUUUAAGGGUCAUGACAAAAGCUCAAAGUCCUCUUGAUUAGUGAAGCCAUGUUUUUUAUUUUUGAAUUUUGCAAGUGUAUGAAUAAAUUUUUCAAAGGUCUCCUAAAGCUUUUUUGAUUUUCAAAGGUGAGCUCGCAGUCUUGAGGCUUUUCAAAAUCAUUACAAGUUUUCAGCAUCAAAAGCAUCUAAAAAUGAAAGAAUAAGUUAUUUUUAAAUCUUUGUUGAAGUGAAAGCUUUUUAGUACAAGUGUUGCGAAUUCACCCUUGAAACAUUUCUAAAAAAUGAAGCUAUUGAAAAAACUGAAAGAACAAAAACCUAAUGAAAAGUCAAAAUAAGGCUGUCAAAAAACUUGUUCAAAGGUUGGAACUGAAGCAAAUGAUUAUGAUUGAGCUCAUAUUGAGCCUUUCCAACAAGUUCUUGAAAAAAAAAAAUUUAAUUGCAAAAGCGAACCCGCAAUUUUGAGAGCUUCCUGAAUGAAUUCAAGCAUUCAAAAAUUAAAAAUUCAAUAAAAAAAUUGAAGAGGAUCAAAUAACUUUUUGAAUUUAUCAAAAAAUGUAAGCCUUUUUCGAUUGUUUUUUUGAAAUGAAAAAGUUGAAUGAUGGAAUUUACUUCAACUCCAAAUAAAAAAUUUUACUCCUGAGCGUUCUGAGAAAAAAUUGACAUUUUUCAUCAGGACUUUGAAUUUCAAAACCAGCAUUGACUUCAAAAAUCAGAGAAAGUGAACUUCCGUCGGAAUUCCCUUCGCCAUACACCGCGCCAAAGAAUCACUUGACAAGCUUUGCUCUUCCAGAAGGUCUCAAUUUUUGGAGAGCUCCUCUUGGCUUUCUUGUGAAACUCCACAAAAAAACUCUUUAUUCAAAAGUUUACAGCUAAACUAAUGGCUACAAAUGUCUCCAAGCGAUCAACUAAAAUUUUUUUAUAAAAAAAUAUUAGUGAAGAUUCUGUGUUGCAAAUUGAAAAUUUUAACUAAGAUUUCAGAAAAAAAAAUUCAAUUUUACAUAGCUUUAUCUCCGCUAACUUGAGACAAGGUUUUGAAAUUUCGUUCUCGAAAAAAAAAAGAGUAUGAAAUCAAAAGAUCCCAGGGAGCAAUGAAGAAGCUCUAAAGAACUUUAAUUAAUGAAAAUCUCAGAGUAAAAAAAAUCUAAAAACUACUAUUUGAAAUUAGAAAAAAAAAACAACGACUUCAUUCUCAAGUCAAAAACCCGUAUAAAUUCUCCUAAAAAUCUUUGACUUGUCGAGAAAAAAAAUGACACUAAUAAAAAAAAAUCAAAGUGUUGACGCUCCAAAAUUUUUUUUUUCAAUCUAAAUAGUUCGCGAGCAGCUUCACAAUCAUUCUAAGAAUAAAAUAUUUUCGAAAAAUUUUGGACAUUCUUCAAUCCAACUCAACUCUCUAAAGAUCCUGAAACUAGAAAACAGGAUAAAAUUUAGUCUGAAACACAAAAUCUUCACCAAAACGACAAGUGCAAACUUUUGUUAGUUUAUAAAUUAAAAAUCAGUCGAUCGUUUGGCGAAACACUUGUAUCCGUUAGCCGGCCAUCCACCCAAGGCCCCGCAAAAAAAGAGAAGUCGACCCUGGGCCAUUCUUCCAGGAAAAAUCCUCGGAACCGAACAAUUUGUUUGAAAAAAAUAUAACUAACUAAAUAACGCAUGAAAACAACCUUUGAACUCGUCUUAAAUAAAAAAUUAUCUCAAAACUAGGGCGAAACUAUGCAAAAUCUGCUACUUUAAAGAAAAAUUGAUAAAAGCUGUUGAAGAAAUCAUCAACUCGAACAAUAGAAAUCAAAAUGAAAAAUAUAACCCAAGGUAUUUUUUCACACAACUUAUCCUAAAAGUCAAUUGUCAAAUGUCAAAGAUAAAAAAGUCUGAUAAACAAAUGUUUUCUCCUUUUGUGCCAAGAACUAUCAAUUUAAAAAAUACAGUCUGGUAAACAAUCCCUGCUGUGAUGUUUAAAGGCAAAUGUAAAAAAUUUUUAAAAAUCAGUUUUGAGACGAAGAUUCGGUGUUUUUUUUGGAUUUGGAUGACGACUGCGCCUUUAACCUUCACAGCAAGGACUAUUCUACAGGGUUCCAUCUAAAAAAAUUUUAUAAAAACGUGAUCGAAAUUUAAAUUUUUAGUGAAAAAUCGCUCUUUUUGAAUAAAUCGCUGAACUUCUUGGCAAAAAAUGGAUACGUAAUUUUUUCCCUAAGAAAAUUGUUUGAUUUCGAGAAUUUUCCUGGAAAGAAGACGUCCAGGUUGCCCCAGUUUUGGACGAUUCCAAUCCCAAGAUAGGAACGGUAUCGAAAAAAAUUCAAAGCUACCAAAUUUUUUCUUCGUCCUGAAGUCGUUCAAUCCUGUCGUUGUCUACUGUGAAGUCGUCAUUUUUCGCAUAUUCUAGCAAAAAACGAAAUUUAGAUCAUAAAAAAAAUUUUAAAACUCAAAUUUUGAAAGAAGAAAAAAUAUGUGAGCCGCGCCAUUUGUCUCAUGGUUGUCUUGCCUCUCCGAAAGUGAUUCUCUGAAAAAUCAGAACAAUUUUUCGAGGCAAGUCCAGAAAAGAAAUUUUAAAACGUAUCUUCAGAGUUCAGAAUCACGGAGUUUCCACUUUCUGCUUGAAAAAUCCUUGCUGGGGAUUUAAAGGAGCAUAACGAAAAUUACUACAGGGAAGAACAGAAGAAAAGCGAUUUUGAGCGUUGUUUUAACUCUGCUCCUUUAAACACCUCAGAAAUGAUUCUUAAAUCGGUCUUCUCGUCCUGCGUACCAUUCGACGUCAUCUGAAAAAUACUUUUGAGGAUCGAAAAUAAAUUAAAGAACAAAAAAACGGUCAAGAACAUGAUGAUCUAUACUAAGAAAGAAAUUCGGAAGAAAAAAAGCUCUAUUUUAUAAAAGAACAUAGAUUUCAACGUUAUAAAAACUUUGCUAGGUGUUAUCCAACAAUUACGAUGCUACAGGACAUUUUUUUGAUUCUUAUUAAAAAAACGGAGUUCACAAAAAAAUAUUCAAAUUUCUGCGUCGAAAAAUCUUCAAAAAGUGCCUAAAUGACGCAAUUUUAUUUUUAAUAAUUGAAAUGAUUGAAUUAAAAACACUUUUUAAAUCAACAAAUACGACAUUAAAGUGAAAAAUCAGGACACGGAACAGCAACUAGCCGCACUGCACGGAGAAAAAAGGAAGAAUGACGAUUGUUUUUCUACGCUGGCCGUUUGGCGCCGAUUUUCGAAAAAUUCUCGAACCUUUUCCCUUUUGACCCCAACGAUGUCGGGUCAAAACUUUUGGACAGAACAGAAUCUUCUUUUCGAUCCGAUUUUUGGCGGAGUUUCAAUUCGCAGCCGUCUUGCACGAUAUUUGAAUCAAUUUUUUAAACAAAAAUAGAUCGCUUGAGAAGUAUAUCAAUAAAUAUUCAGAAAUUCUACAUUGUGGCGUUUUACGCGCACUUCACAGUACAGUUUAUAAAAAGUAUUUUUUUACAGUUUGAAAAAAAUGUGUUACAAAAAAAGACUGCCAAACAAAAAAAUAAAAAAAUCAAAUUUGAGUUGAAUAAUUGAAAAAAAUUAUUCAAUCAUGCGCAGUUCUUGUCUCGAAGCGAAAAGCUUGAAACUAUUUGUGCCUACUGUAACCAAAAAUUCCGCAAACUCCGCGCGACGCCUACUUUUUAUUUAUUUUUCAAUUUUUGUUUAUUUUUUGUCUAAUUUUAUUUUUCGAAAUCGGUUUGCUUAGUUUUUAAGGUAACAUGUCGAAACAUAGAAAAAUUGUUUGAAAUAGCAAAUUAUAUUGUUUUUUUAAAUAAAAAGUCGUUUCUUUCCAGCUCAAUUCCAAGAAAAAGUUUUCGUUUUUUUUCUACCUUAAAAACGCAUUUGAAGUAGAAAAAGCUAGUUUCAUUUCUUUCCAAUACAUUCUUAUAAGUGAAAAUUGAUCGAAAUCGAUCGGUUUGUUCAGUUAACACUCUUUUCUCAAGAACCAAAGUUCUGCGUCAACAAAAAUUGUGGAAAACAACACGUUUAAAUAGUUGUCAUUUUCUAUUCAUUUCCUUUUCAGAGGUUAUAAAGCUUUCAUCUUCGUGGUUUUGGUUAGUUCUAGAAUGGAUAUAGUUGAAUUUCCACUUCUGAUUAUUUCAGAAACAUCGAUUUACAUGCUAA